AUGCCUGCUUUGAAACCCACCCCAGUCAAGGCCGCCCAGAGGCCAAGACUAAUGGAGAUAGAAACUUCAAGUACACAUGGUCCCUCCAAGAAGGGUCGUUCUUUCAACGAUUUCUUACGGGGCAUCCUUGAGCGCAACCCUCCAAACGAAAACGACGCCGACUCCGACGCCGCCUCCUGCUCAGAAGCAUCUACCAUUUCAGAUGAAAGCGAUGACCGAUCCGAAUAUACCUGCGGCUCUCGAUCGGAGAACGAAAGGAAUCUUCAUGCAACCACUAACACAACGAUCGCCGCUACUCUGCCCCCUCCGACUACAAAGUUUCUGUCCUCGAAGGAUGUCGGCACUGUGAUUAAGAAAUACGUCACGCACGUGAAGAGGCGAUACCAAGAAGAGCAGCUGUCUCGGGACGUACCUCUCGAUUUCAAGGUCUGGCGAAAAGGAAGCAGCAGACGCAAGCAAGAAUCGGUGAAGCGCGAAUACUAUAUCGGCCGUCUGAGGAAGCUUGCCGACACAAUUCAAAUUGGUCAACAUACCUCAGUGGCAAAGGCUCUCAAACAGUGCCAUAAUCUUGACGAGACGAUCAAAGACCUCGCGCGAAGUGAAUUGAAGCUCGGUCACUCCCCGAGGAUCCGGUCACGAAAGAACCUGCGAAGGAAACAUCAAGGCACCGAGCACACCGGCAUUUUACAACGUGCAGCGCGAAUGGACUGGAGGGAAAUUCAAGGUUCCGGUGACCGAGACUUGGUCCUCGCCAAGGCUUUGUCGGGUCUCAGUGCCGCGCGACUUCGGAAUCUUGCGCGUGUUUUGGCGAAGAACAGAUGGUGUCCUCCGCGCCGGGGAUCUUCAUCAAUCUCCAAAAAUAAGCACCCACCAAAGCAAAAGCACCCACAAAAGCAAAAGCACCCGCCAAAGCAGAAGCACAACAGAAAGAGCCCACCCUUGCAGGGGCUCAUCAAGAGGACACUCACCCAGAUGGCCGCCGGUGAUUACGAGAUGAAACGUCUCUCGGGCGUCAAAAGGAAGAAGGUAAUCUUUCUGCUUGUGACUAUAACCUCGCUGUUCAUUUCAUGGGCUGGCUAUGUUCAAAUUCGACCGCAAGGCUUCUCUUCAAAGGAACUAAAGUCUGCCCAAGAGAUUGCGGUAUGUGGAAGACGCCACCUCAAUAACUUCCUAGAAGCCUUGAACGGAAUUUUGAGUGAAUUUGGCGCAAUCAUGGUUCUGAGAAAGAGAAUUCGGAAGAUUCGGGGAAAUUCUCGAGCUAAGACGAUAUAG
Penicillium brevicompactum is the source of this 1272-nucleotide messenger RNA. Its product is annotated as Helicase C-terminal. NCBI's taxonomy places the organism in Eukaryota, Fungi, Ascomycota, Eurotiomycetes, Eurotiales, Aspergillaceae. The coding region runs from base 1 to 1272 and encodes 423 amino acids. The record is from RefSeq and is a predicted model, not a curated record. The transcript has a single exon.